GUCUCUGUCCUUCGAAAUUGUGAAAUGAAAAUAAGGAUUCAGUUUGAGAGCCCGAAGUUUUUUGUUUAUUUCAAUUUUCAAUUUUCUGCAAUUUUUUAAUUAAAUUUAAUGGCUGAAUGGUAAAAACCGGACAAGCGGCUCGAUCGGUUAACCGCCUCGACCGCUAAAUAAAACCGGAGCGACUUUUAGACGGUUUCAAGCCGGUUUUGUGACCGGGUGGCGGUUUUACCGGUCGGACCGAGCGGCUCGACUUGGCUUUAAUAACACUGAUUUUAAGAAAGAAUAUCCACAACAACCAAUGCCUGGAACAAUAAUACCAUUUGAUAACGAUUACAAAAAUUCAAAGAAAUAUCCCAACCUUCCAUUAUAGUUCAUAAAACAAAAGCUAACGCUUUCAAUUAAUCCUCCGCAUAAAGCACGCAAGCAAAAGCACCCUACCAAAACCGUUGCUUUAACAGUAUAAAGCCCCAUUAAACUAUACACACAGCUACACACAUAACAAAAUUAAGUCACUUAAUUAAAUCGUUCGACACCUAAUAAGAUUCGACGCCAUCGGUCGACGCCUCAACUUUCCUUUGCAAUAUAAAACACCACUAACUCAAACGACUCCUCAAACCAUAGCUAACAAGUAACAUCGAAUCCACACCCAACCCGAAAACCGGGGAAAAAAAAAAAAACAUGACGAUUUCGUCACAACUCGCCGCUCUAAUUGCCGUCUCCUUCCUCCUCCUACUACUCCACCCCUCGGUCGCGAAUUCGAACCUCAUCGCGAAAACUUGCAAGAAGACUCCCGACUUCACCCUCUGCCUGUCGUCCCUCUCCGCCGUGGCUGCUCGAGCCACGACGGUCAGGGAACUGGCGCUCGCGAUGAUCCACGUGGUCGAGGCCAAGGCGAUGACGACGCGUCGUCACAUCAAGGAGCGUAUCAGGGCGGCGUCGUUUCGUGGCGGUGAGGAAGCCGCUCUCAAGGCUUGCGACUUCUACUACGGGAUUAUUAUCGACUAUGACGUCCCCGGGGCGGUGACGGAAGUGAGAUAUGCGAAUCCGAAGUUUGGGGUGGACUCGAUGGUGGAUUCCGCGAGAGAGGCUGGAUUGUGUGAGGAGCAAUUUCGCGGGAUAGGUAGGUCGCCGUUGACCGGCGAGAAUGUGGCCGUCCGGCGACUUGCCGAUGUGGCGGUGGCCAUCAUUAAGAAUGUUCGCUGAUAUGCAAAAAGAGUUGUAGAUUUUGAUCAUGUUUAAAAUUUGUUAUGGUUUUUAAUUUUUAUAACGCAAAUAAAAUUGGUUCGUCUGUACAUAUGAUCAUGGGUAAUUUCUUUCACAAUGGAUGCAUCUUUCAACACAUGGACCACUUAAUCACAAUUCAUAUUAUUAUUAAUAAAAAAACUAGAGUAUUAUAGUACUGAUCAAUGCAACAAAUAAAUUAUUCCAAUGGACACACCAGCUGCGAGACGAAUUAUAAUUUGCCGAAAAUCAUUAACGCGAUGCCUCGUGGAAUGGCAUUGGCUGUGAUGGUGCUGAUCUCUAUCAAAGCCAAUGUCUCGUCGUUGCGGCGGGCCGAGCUGGUCCUCGGAUCCGACGAGAGAGACGAGAGGCAGAGAGCGUUGUCGUCGGUUCUCUUGCAGGUUUGAAUCAACAAUGGUGUUGGAACCGCAAUUGCGAGUGAAAGAAAGAUGGGAAGGAAAAAGAUAAGAGUGAAAGUGAAAAUAAUGGAGGUUGAGUUAUUCAUUUUAACUAGCCUAUAGCCCGGCCCGUUGGCCGCAUUUGUUUAAGGAAAUGGAGUUACAAUAUCUAUAAUGAUAGUGUCGAGAAAUGAGUCUUUGUUUUAUAUUAUCAUAAGAUUGUUGCAAUUUUGCAAUUCGUUGAAGACGAACAUGUAAUAUGAAUGAACAUUCAUAAUAAGU
Molecule: messenger RNA, 1901 nt
Organism: Linum trigynum
Lineage: Eukaryota; Viridiplantae; Streptophyta; Magnoliopsida; Malpighiales; Linaceae
Source: the annotation of a GenBank genome assembly